GGUUUCCCAGGACCUGGCCUCACCGUUCUCCUCCUGGGCCGCUUCCCAGGCGGGCCCCGAGAGCGUCCUCGGUGCUGUAGCCGGCCCGUUCGCGUAGGAGUCGGGGCUGCACGUGUCCCCCCCAGGAGGCUCCUGGUUCCGAGGCGGGGGGAAUCCCCGCGAGAGGGCGCCAGGCAGGGCAGGCUCAGCCCAGCCGCCCCCGAGGGAGGGGCCGUGGAGCGAAUUAAUAAUGCCUCACAUGAUCUAAAGACUUGGAGUGUGCUUUCUGGCGAUCUGAUGCACAAAGGGAAAAUGGAGGAAGAUGUGAAGUUACAGAGAGAGAAUGAGAAGUUGAAAGUUAAAGCAGAUGCUUCUCCUGAGAUCAGCCGUCUGAUUUCAGUUAGUGAGUUCUCUUGCCACUGCUGUUAUGAUAUUCUGGUGAAUCCCACCACCUUGAACUGUGGUCAUAGUUUCUGUCGACAUUGCCUAGCCUUGUGGUGGGUAUCCUCUAAGAAGAAUGAGUGUCCAGAAUGCAGAGAAAAGUGGGAAGGAUUCCCCAAGGUCAACAUCCUCCUCAGGGAUGCUAUUGAAAAGCUAUUUCCUGAUGACAUUGAACAGAGAAAAGAAGACAUUCAGCAAAACAGUGAUGUAGCUCACAGCCUUGAAGCCUUCCAAAAACAUGGAAAUGAUCAGACUUUCUCACCUCCAAAUGUGAGAAGAAUUAAUCCUCAAGGAGGGGGUUUUUUCUCUGGAGUUCUGACAGCUUUAACUUGUGUGGCAGUGGUUUUGCUUGGGUAUCAUUGGAGCAGCAGAGAAUAUGAAGAUGAUCUUCUUGUCCACAAACCUGUUGCUAAAUGGACUCCUGAAGAGGUGAUUCUUUGGCUAGAACAGCUGGGUCCUUGGGCUUCCCUGUACAGAGAGAGAUUUUUAUUAGUGAAUGGAAGGCUUCUACUAACAAUAACAGACGAAGAUUUCACAAAAACUCCUUAUCAUAUAGAGAACAGUAGCCAUAGAAAAGCCAUCAUAAUGGAAUUGGAACGUGUGAAAACAUUGGGAGUUAAACCACCACAGAACCUUUGGGAAUACAAGGCAGUAAAUCCAGGAAAGUCACUGUUCCUACUAUAUGCACUAAAGAGCUCUCCAAGACUCAGUAUGUUAUAUCUAUACUUGUUUGAUUACACAGAAAUAUUUCUACCGUUCAUCUACACAGUAUGCCCUGUGCAAGAAGAUGAAUAUGAAGAUACUAUCACAAAACUAUUAGACCUUAAGGAUCCUACUUGGAAACAGUGGAGAGAAUUCAUUGUUAAGUACUCAUUUUUGCCAUAUCAGUUAAUAGCUGAAUUUGCUUGGGAUUGGUUGGAGAUACACUAUUGGACAUCACGAUUUAUAAUUGUUAAUGCCAUGUUGCUCUCUGUUCUGGAGUUAUUCUUCUUGUGGAGGCUCUGGUCAAGAAGGGAACUGAAGACUAUUCCUCAAAGAAUGUGGAGCCAUUUCUGGAAAGUGUCAACCCAGGGUCUUUUUGUUGCUGUCUUUUGGCCCAUUAUUCCUCAGUUUGUCUGCAACUGUCUGUUUUACUGGGCCUUGUACUUUAACCCAAUUAUAAAUAUUGAUCUUGUGGUAAAAGAAGUACGACGUCUAGAAACACAAGUGCUGUGAUUUGACAUUGAAUCUUUUUCUUAGGAAUUGAAUACCUAAGCUGUCCAAAUGUCUGAAGUCAGACAUCUGAAAGGAAAACACAUUGCUUUCUUUGCUUGCUUCCUUUGUGGUGAAUGGGAAAAAAUGCUCAUUUUGUUAAUUUAAAAAAAAAUUGCCUUGAGGUAAGUGCAUUUUGAAGCAAUAGGUACCAUAACCCUAAAGGUAGGCUUUGUUUUAUGUACCAUAAAUAAGAAGGAU
Gopherus flavomarginatus (Mexican gopher tortoise) is the source of this 1872-nucleotide messenger RNA. It is a transcript of the gene BFAR, whose product is annotated as bifunctional apoptosis regulator. NCBI's taxonomy places the organism in Eukaryota, Metazoa, Chordata, Testudines, Testudinidae. The coding region runs from base 277 to 1635 and encodes 452 amino acids. Gene Ontology annotation, cellular component: nucleus. The transcript has 8 exons. The record is from RefSeq and is a predicted model, not a curated record. Gene Ontology annotation, biological process: proteasome-mediated ubiquitin-dependent protein catabolic process. Gene Ontology annotation, molecular function: ubiquitin protein ligase activity; protein binding.